AGAGAGAGAGAGAUUGAGUCGGUGAAUAAAUGAAUGAGAGAGAGAGCUGGGUGCAAAGGAGAAAGAGAGCAAUCGAGUCGGUGAACGAAUGAAUGGAGUCAGGUCCUCCGGCGAACGAUUUGUGUUCGGUGUGCCAUGCCAACUUUCACAUCCCAUGCCAAGCCAAUUGUUCUCACUGGUUUUGCGGUAAUUGCAUCAUGCUGGUGUGGCAGCACGGAUCAGGGGCUCGCCCUUGCAAGUGCCCCCUCUGUCGCCGACCCAUUACUCUCUUAGUCCCAACCGAAGACUCUCUUAGGCAGAACCAUGACCCUGAAGUUGCUCAGAUUCUAUCCAAGAUUCAUGCUUAUAACCGUUUCUUUGGUGGCCAACCCACCUCACUUCUUCAGGUUUCUAUAUAUAACUUUUUUAUUAUUUCUUACUUACUUAUUAUUACUCUUUACCUCACUUCAUUUUUAUUGCAGAGGAUGCAAGAUCUCCCUUUUCUGCUGCAUAGGCUGCUGCGGGAAUUCUUGGACCCUCAAAGAUCCCUUCCUCUUGUCAUUCGUGCCCGUGUCUUUGUUGCAAUGAUAGCAAGUGUUAUAUACCUCUUCAGUCCUAUUGACAUCAUUCCUGAAGGGGUAUUGGGAAUAGUUGGUUUGUUAGAUGAUCUCCUAAUUGUGCUUAUAUGCUUCCUACAUGUUGCUGCACUUUAUAGAUCAGUACUUUACCUCCGUCAUGGGGGUUCAUGAACAUGUUAUAAUGCCUUAUAGGUAAAGUGAUACUAUCAGAUAAUGCCUAGGGGCCUGAUAUGGGGGCAUUAUUAUUUCAUUUUCAAAAUUGAGGUACUUAGUUUUGUAUGUACAUAGACAAGUUCAAUUUCAAAUAGUGUAUUUGGCAAUGGAAAUUACAAUGAAAAAGCAUUCUAUAAAAUUUCGUACA
Cajanus cajan (pigeon pea) is the source of this 918-nucleotide messenger RNA. The record is from RefSeq and is a predicted model, not a curated record. Lineage: Eukaryota; Viridiplantae; Streptophyta; Magnoliopsida; Fabales; Fabaceae.